AUGGAGCAGCAAGAAAAUCAACUGGACAGAGAAAGAUUCUCCUGUUGGAUCUGUGAGGAUCUACUGAAGGAUCCGGUGACUGCUGUCUGUGGACACAGCUACUGUAAGAGCUGUAUUAACACCCACUGGGACAAAGAGGAGGAGAGAAGAAGCUACAGCUGUCCUCAGUGUAGACAGACCUUCACACCGAGGCCUGUCCUGCAGACAAACACCAUGUUAGCUAAUUCACUGGAGGAGCUGAAGAAGACUGGACUCCAAGCUGCUCCUGCUGAUCACUGCUAUGCUGGACCUGAAGAUGUGGCCUGUGAUGUCUGCACUGGGAGAAAACUGAAAGCCCUCAAGUCCUGUUUGAAUUGUUUGGCCUCUUAUUGUGAGAAACACCUCCAGCGUCAUCUUCAGUCAGCUGCAUUGAAGAAGCACAAGCUGGUGGAGCCCUCGGAGAAGCUCCAGGAGAACAUCUGCUCUCGUCACAACAAGGUGAUGAAAAUGUUCUGCCGCACUGAUCAGCAGUGUAUCUGUUCUCUCUGCUCUGUGGAGGAACAUAAAGACCACGACACAGUGUCAGCUGCAGCAGAAAGGACUGGGAGGCAGAGAGAGCUCGGGCUGAGGAGACAAACCAUCCAGCAGAGAGUCCAGGACACAGAGAAGGACGUGAAGCUGCUUCAACAGGAGGAGGAGGCCGUCAAUGCCUCUGCUGAUAAAGCAGUGAAGCACAGUGAGAAGAUCUUCACUGAACUGAUCCGUCUGCUGGAGAAAAGAAGCUCUGAUGUGGAGCAGCAGAUCAGAUCCCAGCAGGAAACUGAAGUGAGUCGAGUCAGAGAGCUUCAGGAGAGACUGGAGCAGGAGAUCACUGAGCUGAAGAGGAAAGACCAUGAACUGAAGCAGCUCUCAGACACAGAGGAUCACAACCAGCUUCUACACAACUACCCCUCACUGUCACCACUCAGUGAAUCUACACACUCAUCCAGCUUCAGGAUCCGUCCUCUGAGGUACUUUGAGGACGUGACAGCAGCUGUGUCACAGGUCAGAGGUCGACUACAGGACAUUCUGAGUGAGAUUUUACAGAUUGUGUCUCAAGUGGAUGUUUUACUGGGACAACCAGAGCCAGAGACCAGAGCUGACUUCUUAAAAUAUUCCCAGGAAAUCACAAUGGAUCCAAACACAGCACACAGACGUUUGUUAUUAUCUGAGGGAAACAGAAAAGUAACACGUAUGAGAGAAGAUCAGUCUUAUUCUGAUCACCCAGACAGAUUCACUGGUUGUUGUCAGGUCCUGAGUAGAGAGAGUCUGAUUGGACGUUGUUAUUGGGAGGUGGAGGUAGGGGUGGGGGUGUUGGGAGGAGUUUUUGUAGCAGUCACACACAACAAUAUCAGAAGACAUGAAUCUGCAUUUGGAUUCAAUGAUAAAUCUUGGUCAUUAUGUUGUUAUGGAAACAGUUAUUACUUUCAAUACAACAACAUCAGGACUCCAGUGUCAGGUCCUGGGACCUCCAGAAUAGGAGUGUACCUGGAUCACAGUGCAGGUGUUCUGUCCUUCUACAGCGUCUCUGGCACCAUGACUCUCCUCCACAGAGUCCAGACCACGUUCACUCAGCCUCUCUAUGCUGGAGUUAGAGUUGGUUGGUCUGGAUCCACAGCUGAGUUGUGUAAACUCAAAUAG
Molecule: messenger RNA, 1659 nt
Organism: Limanda limanda (common dab)
Lineage: Eukaryota; Metazoa; Chordata; Actinopteri; Pleuronectiformes; Pleuronectidae
Product: tripartite motif-containing protein 16-like
Exons: 1
Coding region: 1-1659 (552 amino acids)
Molecular function (GO): zinc ion binding; protein binding
Source: RefSeq, a predicted model, not a curated record